This is a messenger RNA of Bombus terrestris (buff-tailed bumblebee), 5186 nucleotides long. RefSeq lists its product as uncharacterized. Bases 1637 to 2731 code for a protein of 364 amino acids. The transcript has 6 exons. NCBI's taxonomy places the organism in Eukaryota, Metazoa, Arthropoda, Insecta, Hymenoptera, Apidae. The record is from RefSeq and is a predicted model, not a curated record.
CGCUGGUGGAGAUUUCGCACUUUGUUACAGGACAUGUUGUACAGCUUGUGCACCAGUGGAGCCGCUAUCGCGGUUCGAGAUGCAUCGUUUUUAGUGUUGUCCUUUUCGAAAUCAUGAUAUCACGUUUCGACCUAUUUUUUGUUUACAGACAUUAAUGUAAAUCGCGUGUAAAUAUGUGGAAAAUAAUAAUUAUUGACUUUAUCAGACGUGACCAGGUUAUCUGAAAGGUAAAUUAACUAGUGCAAGGUGUGACCGCGCGUGAUUUCGAGGUAGAGGAUAGCUUCUUUCUACUCGACUGCCUUCCAUAGCUACUACUGGUUGCCACGAGAUCGUUUCGUGUAGAUGCGUCUUUUUUCUUUCAAGCAGAUCGUCAAGGCUUCCCCAGUGACUUACAGUGAUUUAAGAAUCAGGUUAAAGGAUUACUGAUCCUCCCAUUGUCUUCGCUGUGAAAGUGUUCGACGCACCUCCGAAUGUGAUCUGUUGUUUCAAAACUGUGUAUACGUGCGUUUGAAACGCGUGACACGGAGGAGAAACAAAAUCGAAUAUCGCGAUUUCUUAUUUAAUGAAAAGGAACAAGAAUCAUCGUUCUAUCGCUUUCUCUCUGAACACUUACCAUGAAAAAGCUCUUUUAACAUUAUCUUGUCGAAUAAUCUUACUCGAGAAACCUUAUUUCGUGACAAAUAUCUGAAGAAGAAUGGAACAACAGGUGUCUAUACAUUCUAUAUAAGUUGGGUGGUAACGUGAAUGGACUGUAAUACUCAUUUCUAUCGUCGAUGGAUUACGAAACUCAGACAAUUGAAAAAAAGGAAGGUAUCAUUGACACGAAUUCAUUUUCUCUUUCUAUAUCUGUGACAUCCACAGUGUAGGGAAAAAGGAGAGCAGAAGCAAAAAGAAUCUUAAUCAAAGCCGCGCGUUCAAGUCGAAACACGUUCGAGGGAAAUAAAAGACGACAUCUAGGGGGAAGAAGAUCGAAACACGUUAGAGGAGGACAAAAGCACGCGAUCGUGGUUUUUUAGAUACUGUCAGCGAGCGUUGCAAGCGGUGGGAAAAAGUAUAGCACGAAUGGGGAACGAGAGGCAGGCGAGGACACGAAUAGUUGAAGUUGAAAGCCAGAGGACAGGAGAAAUGUCUGUAAGGCAAAAAUAAAGGUAGAAUUAUAAAGAACACGUUUAAACCUGUACUAGCGGGUAGCAUUACUAGGUGGUAGGGUGAGAGGGGGUGGUGGGGAAAAAUUGGUGAAUCAGUGGUGGGGUUAGAUUGAAGAGUAUGAAACAGAACUCUGAAAGAGUAUGAAAGACAUAAAGGAAAAACGAUAAAUGGAGGAUGAAAGAGGAAACGAGUAUACGUAGAAUGAACGGAAAGAGAGAUACGUAGUACGUAAAAGAGUACUCGAUCGAAACAGAGGAAAGAGAAAGGUGUGCAGUGAAAAAGGCACGUAUAGGUGUAUUAUAUACACAUGUGGUGGUAAGCGAGAGGCGGGAACGUGGAUGGAAAAAAAAGGAAGAAGAGGAGGAACAGAAAGAAAAGAAGCGUGAACUGUGAAGUUUUGGAUGAAGUGUAUGGGAUAGUAAGGGAGGUUGAAGAAGAAAGAAGGAAGGUGCGUUACAUCCUGGAGUCCGAUGUUCAGAGUCGUACGAUGGCCGGGGCUCUGUCCGAGAAUGCCCCAAGGCCUGUCAGUGUCGUCGCGGUAGGCGGUGCAACCGUUGACAAUGCAAGGAGUAACCAGCUUAGCAGACCGCAGGAAUCGCGAGACAAUGCGCGGUCUUUCACUUCGACGGAGGCACAAACGGAGCUGCCGCUGCAAAAUGGUCCAGAGGCGUUGGAGGAUCUCGACGGCGUUCGCGGUGCUCGUCGAAGAGAGAGGCGAUUGCGAAGGCAACAUCGUCGAGCCUUGAGAUCAUGCUCGAUGCCACCAUCUUAUCCUGGGACAUCGACGGGAUGUCAGGCUUCCUCUACAGCGCCGGGUGUACCUUUGGUCACUCCUACCAGGGGAUUUCUACAUCUUCCACCGCCUCAUUUGGGCCUUAGGGGUCUUAGUCUUGGACUACCGUUUCCGGUCUCUACCAGCGUCUCUGCUUUUGGACGGGAUGCAGUACCGAAGCAGUGUUGUGGCCUCGGUUCCCCUCCUGUGCGUUGGUCCAUACUGGGUGUCGGAGUAGUUGGCCUGGUGUGCGCGGGUGCUGGUGCUCUGCUGGGGGCCCUCAGGGCUUCUGGUCGCGAUCACAUCGCCGUCGCGCUGCUUAUGAUCGGUAUAGGAGUGGUUCUGGUAACUGUGAGCGCUGUAGCGUGGCGAGUGACCAGUCGAGAAAAUUGUGGCAGUUUCUUUGGUUUCACGGGGAUCUCGAGCAGGAUCCCGCCGGCGAGGCCAAUUCAUCCGUACGCUGCCAUGAUUUAUCCGGAAUUCCAAUUUAGAACGCCACCUCCGAGUUAUCAGGCGAGUAUGCAAGAGUACAGGCUUCGACUGCUCCUUCUGGAUCGGUUGCAGCCAACGUCCUCACCUCCGCCGACCUACAGAUCCAACGCUGGAAGCAUUGUGACUCCCGGCACGACUAGAGAAAGCAGACCGCCGAGCUAUUGCACUAGAUCGAACAUUGCAUCGAACACGAAUGUCACGCCAUCGAAGAAGGAUGCGAAUCUGGUUAGGAUCGUUCAGACAGAAUCAGAACCAGUCAUUUUGAGCGGUGAUCAAACACCUCCAGUAGCAGCUGUCGAAGUUCUUGCGCAUCUUUGAUUCAUUCCCAUCCUUUUCCUGUAAUUACGCUAUUUAUCGUUACUGUCGGGAUGAUAUUGUUGCAAUUAGUCUAAACAAUGGCGUUAUAUCGGACGAUUUAAUAAAAGGAAUAAUGUCUGUCGUGCAAUACAACUAUUAGAUUGUUCCAUAAGCAAUGAACAUUUUGGAAGAUAAUUUUUAAUAUCAAUUAUCGUGAUUGCAACCUUCUUUCCUAACCAUUAGCUUCUAAAAGUCUUUUACAUUCUAACAGAACAUAAACCUUCUCUUUUAUGAAAUCUAAAUGUAAUGAAUAUUUUGGAACAUGAUUUUUAAUGUUCUAUUACGAUACGAGUCUUCCCUUUCAUGGCCAAAAUGUUUUAAGAAUAUUUUACUAUUCAGGAAAUUUGAAGCAAGUAGCGCAUAUAAAUGAAUAUCAGCUGUUCUCCUAAAAAUUAAUGUAGCGACAAUACAACUUAUGGAAUGAUCUGACACAUCACUUGUGUUCAUCUUCUCUGAAUACUAUUAUCGCACAAAUAAUUCGAGUUAUUUUAAAUAAUGGUAGAUAUCUGUGAAUAUUAAAGAAGUGUUAGAUGGUGUAGAGUUGCCAAUGGAGGAGCAAUGGACUUUCUCUGAGAAUGAGGUUUGCUUAAAUAUGUAACGAAACGGUAAAUAGAAGCGCUUUUGCGUUGCGCGGCUGCUGAAAGAGUCGUGCCAUUUGCAGUCGCUGGCAAAUUAGCGUUGCUUCCGGACAAAAUGUAUUAUUAACCAUCACAUAGGACUAUUAUCAGUAGGUAGGUGGUAAAUAGGGAAGAAGAAAGCAGCACUAAUGACAAGAAACAUAAGUAUAAGCGUUUAAUUGUAAGGAAAUAUUUUUGCAAACGGUGAUGAGGUGGGAUAAUACCUAAAAUCGGAGGAUUUUGAAGUAUUGUAUUAUCGAUAUGAAUAUUUCGUUGCAUAAAUAUUUUGGAAGCUUUGAGAUGCGAAAUCAUGUUACUUUGAUACCCGUUUUAACGUGUUUCGCCAAAAGCUAUAAACCUAGAAGAUAUACGGCUUUUGUUCAUUCGAAAUGAUCAAGAAACCGUAAUCGUCUUAGAGAUAUAUUUAUUCCGUGCAAGGGGAGCCAAUGUUUUUUGGAUUAUCACUCUGUAUAUAACAACGUUGAAAUUUACUACUGUAUCGUAUUUUCGAUUUUAGAUUUGUAAAAUAUUCGCGUAAAUAGAGAUUAUGUAUAUUCCGAAAGGAUGCGUGAGAUAAAACAUGUUAAUAAUUUGUAUUCUUAAUGUGCCGGUAAAAACUUUUAAGGUCUUCCUCUUGUUACAAUUAUUCAUGUCAGAUUUAUGAAAAAUGAAAAUUCGAAAAUUCGAUGGAAUUAUGAAUUAGUGUAUACAUAAUAGGCUUGUAAUGUACUUGGAAAUAUCGACAUUGUUCAAAAAAAUUGUGAUAUACUAUAGAAUGGUCUUGAAGCAAUUGCAAAUUUCAUUAAGAUUGUUCGAUAGUACAUCUCUGUCAGUUUUAUCUUUUCUAUCGGAUUUUGAAAUUAUUUUAAUACGUGUAUUGGCCAAGCCUGUUUAUAUAAAUGAUAAUAUUGACAAAAAUUGUAAAUCUACAUGAAUUUGUCGAAUUAGCAGGAAACAUGAUGUAUGAGUGACAAAUAAAUAAAGUAGCUUUAAAGAUAAGUGCUGCCGCUAGCUUUAACGCCAUACGGUUAUAUUUACUACUCGCUUAAUUAUUGUGACUUCUUUCGACAACGUAUCGUCGAAAGAAAUAAAAGAAUCUUGUGAGUUGCAUACAACAAUAUAUACAUAUUUUUGUAACUAUAAUUUGAUGGUUAAAAACAAGUAUUAUGCGCGUUACGAUACUGUUGGUUUUGAUAUACAGUAAUAAAAUUGCUGUUGUUUCGAUCCAUAAUAUUAUAGCUCUUUGAUAUACUUUUUAAAGUGAAGAUUACUUCAAUUUAAACUUUAACGAUUCAUUUAAUACAACUGGACAGACCUCACACAUUUUUUCAAAUAUUGUACAGUCUAAGGUAAAAAGAAAAGAAAAAUUCUUUAGUUAUUAAAAAAAGUUAGCAUCGUGAAAUAUUUAUAAAUUAUUAUUACACUUAUAUAUUAUAUUAGUUUGAUUUAUAUUUUCUUGUUAAUUCUGUUCCUGUUAAUUCUGAAAAUAUUUUUAAUAUAUUUUGGGGUACACAUUCUGUAUAAACUUAACAUUUGUUUCUCGAUGAGCUAUUUUAUAUUAUGUGGUUGUCAAUUUUUUACUGUAUGUACAAUACCGACGGAAUUAAUAGUAAAUAGAGUUGUAAGAGUGGUAAAUACGAAGGCAAGAAUUUUGAAAGGCGGCCUUAACCAAACUCGCAAUGAUUCGUGAUAUGAGAAUAGAUCAACUAAAAAUCAUCAAUUGAAUGAGUAUAUUGUUCCUUGAUAUUAUUGUAGAACAAUUUGUAUAUAUACGAGAACAAAUAUAUUUAUCUGACUUA